Oncorhynchus nerka (sockeye salmon) is the source of this 2642-nucleotide messenger RNA. RefSeq names its product pyruvate dehydrogenase (acetyl-transferring) kinase isozyme 3, mitochondrial-like. The transcript is spliced from 11 exons. Gene Ontology annotation, cellular component: mitochondrion. Gene Ontology annotation, molecular function: pyruvate dehydrogenase (acetyl-transferring) kinase activity. Gene Ontology annotation, biological process: protein phosphorylation; regulation of glucose metabolic process. The record is from RefSeq and is a predicted model, not a curated record. Lineage: Eukaryota; Metazoa; Chordata; Actinopteri; Salmoniformes; Salmonidae. Bases 586 to 1809 code for a protein of 407 amino acids.
CUUACAUUUUCUUCAAGAUAUCUGUUUACCAAAUAACAUUUGGAUUAAUGCAUUCUGCUUCUUACGAGAUUAGUUGGAAGAACAUCGGCUAUUCCUAAACAGUGGCGCGGUAUUGUUCAUGGAAUUACAUGUCUAGUUUGUCUGAACAAGAGCCCAGAAGGUAUACAUGACCAAUAAUUAUAUACCCUCAUCUAAAGUCAUAACAAUAAAUUCCCUCCAAAUGGCAUUGAAGUUACAAUGACGUUCCUGCUAGCUAGCUAGACAAAAGAGCACUUUGAUGCCAACUGCCCAAUGGCAAAUUUGUAUCAUUCUGGUGAAGGGAGAGGUUCUGUCAGCCAAUAAGGUUGCACGUCCUGCUGUCACGUGGGUCGGAAUUAGACACACACACACACAGUACUUCCGAAUGCAUCAAUGUAACAUGGGGGGCUACUGUCAAAGGAGGGGAUAUCAGCAUGUAACUUGUAUUGAGUGUUUAUAUUUGUCGAUGCAAGUAGACAGGGGGUUGUUUGGAAAUCGUUCUUAUGCCAUCAACUGUACUCAUAUUUAUGUGUGUUGACGGUUAGAAAGUGAUUACUUGAAGCAAUCAUGAGGCUGUUCAACUUUCUACUAAAAGAUGUAACAUCGAAAGUAGAAUAUUAUUCGAGGUUCUCUCCCUCGCCGAUGUCUAUCAAGCAGUUUCUGGACUUUGGCAGGGAGAAUGCAUGUGAGAAGACCUCCUACGUGUUCCUGCGUAAGGAGCUUGCGGUGCGGGGGGCCAACACCAUGAAGGAAAUCAACCUGUUACCCAGUGACCUGCGUAUCCAGCCGUCCGUCAAACUGGUGCACAGUUGGUACAUUCAGAGCUUUGAAGAGCUACUGGAUUAUGAACACAGGGGUCCGGAGGACAGCCGCACCUUAAAUGACUUUCUAGACACCCUGGUCAAAAUCCGUAAUAGGCACAAUGAAGUGGUCCCCACCAUGGCCCAGGGUGUCAUAGAGUACAAGCAGAAGUUUGGCUUUGAUCCUUUUAUCAGCAGCAACGUUCAGUACUUCCUGGAUCGCUUUUACACCAACAGGAUAUCCUUCCGCAUGCUCAUCAACCAGCACACACUCCUUUUUGGUGAUGACAGAACCACCUCCCAUCCCAAACACAUAGGAAGUAUUGAUCCGACCUGCAAUGUCCCUGAGGUGGUGAAAGAUGCUUAUGAGACCGCUAAGAUGCUCUGUGAGCAGUACUACUUGGUCGCCCCUGAGCUGAACAUAGAAGAGUACAAUUCCAAGGCCCCUUCGAAGGCUAUCCAGGUGGUUUAUGUUCCAUCUCACUUGUUCCAUAUGCUGUUUGAGCUCUUCAAGAAUUCGAUGCGGGCCACAGUGGAGCUCCAUGAGAACAGUAGUGCUGGACUCCCCCAAGUGAAGGCCAUGGUGACGCUUGGAAAGGAAGACCUCUCUAUCAAGAUCAGUGACAGAGGAGGGGGCGUGCCCCUCAGGAAGAUUGACAAGCUCUUUAGCUACAUGUACUCCACCGCCCCCACCCCGAGCCUUGAACCAGGAAAUGGAACUCAGGCUGCACCACUGGCUGGCUUUGGGUAUGGUCUCCCCAUUUCUCGACUUUAUGCACGUUACUUCCAAGGAGACCUGAACCUCUACUCCAUGGAGGGGGUGGGUACAGACGCUGUCAUCUAUCUGAAGGCUCUGUCCAGCGAGUCCUUUGAACGUCUCCCCGUCUUCAACAAGUCGGCGUGGAGACAUUACCAGACUGGCCCUGAGGCAGAUGACUGGAGCAACCCUAGCAGUGACCCACGUGAUGCAGCCAAGUACAAGAUCAAAUAACUCUUGAGUCUGGCCCUCAGGCAAUGCUGCAUGCCAUAGGUCAGGUCUAAGUCACAUGACAGACACAUUAAGUUACCUUCCACUCCUACAGUGAAGCACAGAACUAAAGCACAGCACUGACUGAAAUAUUGUCUCAACAGGUAACAUAUUUAUUUCCAUCAGGCAGGUAAAGCCAAAACACAGUUUUAAUCCAGAUCAUCUUUAUUUCCUUGUGUGCUGGUAUGUUAUUAUUGACCACAGUUUCCAUGGUAGCAGAUUGCGAUUGGUGACCUCCUCCGUCAGAUAGCGUGACUCUGUUAUUAGGUUUAAUAAGUGUCACGUGGGAGUGACACCACGGGAAAUAAUGUACUUUUUCCCUUAAUGCAAAUAAUGGCCUAGCGUAACAGUAUACUGUGUGAAACAAGAAUAUUAGUUUAUCAUUUUAUGGCAGUGUACAAUGGUUUUCAAUAGAUUAACCCAGUGGGCAUUUUCCCAGUUUAGAAAAAGGGAUUAGGUUAAUAUGUAUGUGUUUGUGACAUGAAAUGUUACUCGGGAUGUUAUUUGAAUGCAUGAUGAUGCAAUUUGGUACUGUAAGUUAUUAAGAGAUUAUAAUAACUUUGGAUGCUUAUGAAAUGCAUGGAACAAUAUCUAAAUAAUUUGAGACAUAUCUUACUUUAGAUUACUUAUUGCAUGACAAAAAAUACUCUCGGAAAUGAUUGUUUUGUAUUUAAUAUUAAAAAGAAAAUGUCCGAAAUGUUUUGUUUUUACUGCAUAUCAUAGACAACUGAAUGCAAAUUUGAGCGUUUCACUAAGUAUUUCUAAAGAAAAAUAAAGCCUGGUUGAUGCAAAAUGGA